AUGGCUGGCCUGCGCAGUAGAACUCUUUGGGCAUGGUCUGGGCGAGGGCAAGACGAUGAUCCCAUUUUCCCGUCGAAAGUGAUUCGCCGUCUCACGCAUGCCCGCCGUUCCAGCACGACCACCACCAGCUUUCAUCAACUCCCGGACACAGCCCACAGGUCGUCGCCAACGAACCGAGCACCCUCUUCACCGGGGGCGGCCACACGCGGCUUCAUUCGCCCGAGUCCGCCGCCAGCUGGCCGGUCAGCCUCUGGCCCUCUGCUGCCCCCAUCCCGGUCCCAUCCCAUGCCCACUGCCAUCUCACCCGCCGCCGCAUCGACUAACACGCAGCGCCGCCAGACCCCUGCCACACCGUCUCAGCACUCCCGCGUGGAAAAACGAGGCAAGCACUCAGACGACUGGCCCUCGACGUGGCGCGGCUUCAGGCUUUCACACUGGACCCGCCCCGGUCGCCAGCCACGAUUGGCUGUGCAUGUCGUUCAGACACGCGCUGCAGCAGCCUCUGGGCCUUCUGGGCAAUGGCUUCUGGGCGACGGCUUGUCGGUGUCGUACUUGCCGCGCUCGUCGUACCCCGUCCAGACCGUCAAACCCAAGUCCCCUGUCCCGUGUCCUCACAUCGUCAUCUGCGCCUGUGCCUCGCUGGCAGUGCUCGCAUCUCCAGCUCCUUUUGGCUCCGGGCACUCGCUGGGCGCUGAAGCACCUGCUUCACACCUGCUUUACAGUGCACUAGUCCACAGGCGCUGGUGCAGCAUGCAGCAUGAUCCCGUCCAUCUCCCAAUCCCCAACAUGCCGGGCACCGUCAACCAGCUCCCCAACGGCGGUUGCAACCCAAGCCAAGGGCCCGAGAAACCACCAACAAUUGGAACACAAACCAACCUGGCCACCGAUGAGACCCAAACCGAACCCAAAGGUCACCGACACGGCUCGGCACCCGCCAAAGAUAGCAUCACCUGCCGACGAUGCCGCAUCCUCCUCGCUCUCGCUUCAUCCUUUCGCGUCAAUCCGCUUGGUCCAUCAAGUUCCACUCAGUGCCCCGUUACCUCGCUCCCUGCGUUGAUCAUGCCCCAAGCCAUUCCGUGCCGUUUCAACUCCCUCGCCUGCAGAUCUUCAAAUAUUCUCCAAUCAUUUGCUCACGUCUUCACCUCUCUUCCGGCUCAAUUGCUCCCCCCACACCGUAUUCAAGCCAAAACGUGUGAGCCAGGACGUGGUGGUACAGUAGAUCUAGGCCCCGGUUUUGAAUGACUCUUCCGCUGUUGGUGCCGCAUUAAUGCAGCUCGCAAGGUCUAGAAUGAGACAUCGUAGAGCCUGAUUGAACGGAUCUUAC
Molecule: messenger RNA, 1324 nt
Organism: Ilyonectria robusta
Lineage: Eukaryota; Fungi; Ascomycota; Sordariomycetes; Hypocreales; Nectriaceae
Exons: 4
Coding region: 1-1242 (413 amino acids)
Source: RefSeq, a predicted model, not a curated record